Messenger RNA from Leptopilina heterotoma, 4187 nucleotides. It is a transcript of the gene Afti, whose product is annotated as aftiphilin. Gene Ontology annotation, cellular component: trans-Golgi network membrane; AP-1 adaptor complex. The record is from RefSeq and is a predicted model, not a curated record. Gene Ontology annotation, molecular function: clathrin binding. NCBI's taxonomy places the organism in Eukaryota, Metazoa, Arthropoda, Insecta, Hymenoptera, Figitidae. The transcript is spliced from 8 exons. Gene Ontology annotation, biological process: intracellular transport. The coding region runs from base 327 to 2942 and encodes 871 amino acids.
UGGAUCAUAGGCAAGGCAAUUUUUAAUCCAUGACUUGACAAAUGAUUUACCUGUCAAAGACAUUCUGGACGCAGUCAACAUUUUGUUAUUUAUUGUGAUAGUCAUUGAAUUCAAAUUACGUAAACUUCCAGUGCUGUGAAUAUUGUUCCAAUUUACGAAAUGUGAAAGUUAAAAAAAUUAGGCAAUUAAUUUUUUAAAGCAUAGUUAAAAUUACAUGUGGAAGAUUGAAAACGUCAAUUUUUUAAUGUAAAAAAUGUGUAAGAAACCGUAUUUGUGAAUAUUUUUGGAAAGUGAGGCUGAAUUGUUAACUGCAUCAGAAGCAUGUUAUGAUGGCCUUUCAUCCUUUGGUCAGUUCAACUCCACCACCUUUGGAUAACUUUAGAGAAUCGGAUGACGAUGAAUUUGGAGAUUUCGCAACUGGUGGAUUUGAUGAUUUAUCGAUUGCCUCUGAUUCGCCACAGAAGAUCGUAACUCCGAUUGAGACCCCAAUACCAUCAGUCUGUGCUUCACCCAAGGUAAAUGGUACAAUUGGGAACAUCACUUGCCAAAAUGCAAUUCCAAAGAAACAAGUUACUUCCAAGUCGUUGAAAAAUGAGGACAUUCUUAUAGUAGAGGAAACGGAAAGCGCAGUGAGCAAUGUUACUUUAGAUAAUAGGACAGAUAGUGGUUUAAAAGAAGACAAUGCCUUGAGAAACAGCCGUGUUUUGUGUAGCGAUUUAGAUUUAACAGAAAGCGAACAGUCGCAAACUCUCCAAAGAAAUAGCGAUAGGUUUCUCUGUUGCGUUUCUCUUAGCAGUGGGUUAGAGGAAAGAGAUUUUGUUACCACCGAUGUAGUGAUUAGUAGUAAUAAUAGUAGUUUAGAUGAUAGUGUCAAAACUGUCAGUCAACGGGAGGAAGAAGAGACUCUCAGCAGUCAUGAAGAUCAAGAGCCACUUAGUUUAAUUCUUGAUGAUCCUGCUAGUAUCCCGGACUUGCAACAAAAUUUGGAGGAUGACUUUUACGACUACACAUCCUAUAAAAACUCUCUGGAAAAUGACAAUGACAAUGAAAAGACAGGGAAUCAUCAAGAUGAUAAUACUUUUGCAAGUACCGAAUUCGUUGCUGAAUGUCAUAAAACUAUUCAAGAUGAAGAUAAGCUUAAGAAAACUCUUUCCGCCUUAAUAAUUUCCUCAGAAAACUCAACUUUCGAGGAAAUUCGACAGGAUUUCUCCUACUUAGAUAGCACUGUCAUUCAAGAAUCAAACUGUCACUCUACCUCUGUAGAAAGCAAAGAUCAGAAUUUAGUUUUGCAGAGCGAACCGGAGUUGAGCGGUUCCCUGGAAACGGAACAAUCAAAAAGUAUUAAUGAAAAUGCUGUCAAUCAAACUCUAGAGAGUUGUUGUGAUGGUCCAUUGAAUGAAGUAGACGAAUACCGAAAAAGAGAUUGUGUGAGAGUAGAAGAUAGUCUGCAGGACUCAGUUUUCAUAGAGGCAAAUAGCUUAGUAAAUGAGUGCAAUUCAAGUCACAUUCCGGUUAAUUCUACUAAUAUGAACCUGAAUUCUGAAGACUUUUCCGAUUUUGCAGACUAUUUAUCGAAGGAGCAAUGCUUCAGUGACGAGAAAUUUACUGAAUCUCAAUCGGAAGUGCCGAUCGAAGAAGAUUCUGCCUUUGGAAAUUAUCAAACAGUAACUGAUGAUGUUCAAGAAUUUGGUGAUUUUGCUGAUUUCUCCAGCACACAGGUGGAAUAUACUUCUCAAGAAAAUAACGAAUCCUUACCUGAUAGGCUAGAAGAUGAUUUUGGAGAUUUUGAAUCCAACACCGUUUCAUCAACUAGUUCAUUAAAUUUGAAAGAAUCCAUUUCUCGGAUAGAAAAUAAGAGCGCAUCAAACAAGAUAGAAGAUAUAAUUACCAUUAUGUUUCCUUUGAGUGGCGAAGCUCAAAACAUUGACUUAAUACCACUGAUUGUCGAAGAUGAUGAUAUCUGGAAUUAUUUGAAGAGCGUUGAAGAAACUAAUGCUCUCACUUAUCAAUGGUCAAACAGCUCCAGUAAUAAUGCUCUUCUUAGUUCUUUAGGAAUUGAUUCUCGGAACAUUUUGUUUGGACCAAGAUGGAAUCCAAAUAUUCCAAGAUUUGCAGCUAAUCUAGGUUUUUCUCCUUUAGAGCCUGUGAAAGCUCACAAUGAUUCACAACAGAUUUGCUCGUCCAAUUCAGGGAAAACUAAAAAUGCGACUUUUACAGAGGAAGUACCAGCAGCUCAAUUCGAUUGGAACAGUGCAGGUCUUAUAAAUCCUUUGGAUUCAAGUGGUGGUUUGUGUGCUCUUUUGCCACUGGAUUUACUUUGUCCAUUUGAUCCUCUACUAACACCGCAUUGUUCCGCACAUUCCGAAUCCUAUCAUCACGACGCUACUUGUUCUGGAAUCUCAAUAUAUAACUAUUCAGCUGAAGUAGGUCCUGAACAAGAUUUCAAACCUUCGCAAGGUGCAAAAUGUCGACAGCCAAGUACGAAUGCUAACCAGUUUGAAACCCAGUCAGAAUCUUUUAAAAUUGUUGGAGCUUUGCCAGGACCAAGUUCUACUGCGAGAAAGAAAAUUGAUGUAGACCCAGUGAAGAGCAAAGUCUCUCAGAAGACAUCAAAAACUCCAUCGAGUUUUAACGAUGGUCGACCCUUCCUGAUAAGCAACACGAAUAUUCCGUCUGGCAAUCUGAGUUACGGUAAAGCAGAAUUUCAUAAGCAGGAACACCAGAGGAAGUCCUCGAUAAGCAAACGGAAACACUCGAAUGGAGAAAAUGUGGUCAUGGAUAGAUUCGGCAGGCCGAUGACUGUUCGACCGGAAACAGUGAAUGUUCUGAAACAGUUACCUGACAUUUCAUUCCUUAGUGCGCGAACGUUGCUUUUCAGUCCCGACGAGAGACACAUGGUGCAAGACUUGGGCGCUAUGAUAAAUCGAAAAAUGCCUGGCUGAGUAACGUCGGUCUGAAUAUGAGUUUGAAAGGGCUAUCAACGAAAUUCUACAACAUAUUCAGAAAGACAUUAAAACAGGACACGUACAUCAACGUUCCCACUGACCGACAAAAUCAAAAUCCUUUGACUCCUACUACCUUUCAAACUUGUGUUCAGGCCAAAUUUUCAUCUUGACUCUAUUAAAGUUCAAUAACUUGAAUUAUCCUUCAAACUUGUGUUCAGGCCACCUUUCAAAUUGCCUUUCUCAUUGACAAAAGUCAGGAGGAAAAUUCAUGUUUCACUUCUAAAAAUUUACAUUCCGGCAAAUGGAAUUUUAUAUUUCAAACGAUGAAGUAGCAUUUUUAUGAAUGAAGCACUUUAAUAUUUCCUAAAAAUUUCAUUUCAAGAAAAUUUCAAUAAAUUAAAUAUUGCUAAAUAAGAAUAUUUUUAAAAAAUUGAGAAAGCCAAAAGAAUGCAAAGAAAAUAAUGUGAAGCAUCUAAAAAUCCAUUUCAGUUCUUUUCUAAAUAAUUUUUCUUCAUUGCUGGACAGAAUAUUUUUUGUUUUGUUGUUCUUUAUUAAUCAAUUAUUAAAUUAAACAACCUGUCUUGUUCUGAUAUUUAAUUAUUAUUUAAACUUUCUGUUUCAUGAUAAAUUGUUUUUCAAGAAAUAAUUGAAAUUUAUAAAAGAUUUUCUAUUUAUUGCAGAUACUUAAAUUACAAGUGUAGAAUAAUGAUAAAUCUUUUGCUUUACGUUAUUUUGGCUUCAAAAUUCCAAGUUCUCUUCUGUAUGGAAAUUUAAAGAAAUUCAAAAUUCUAAGUCUUUGAAAACUGAUCUGUUAAUUUUUCAGAAAUUUAUAAAAUGAAAUGUAGUUGGCUUUUUACAAAUGUUCAAUCACAGAUCAUACAAUCAAUAAUGAAGGGAACUUAUCAUCACUAAUUUAUACUCAAUCGUAAGUCAAUUAAAUAAUAAAAUUAUCUAAAAUCAUUUUCAUGGCACAUUAAAUUUAAUUUCUACUAAUAAUUUUUCAUUUUGUGGUAGCAAUGUUUAGCAAACUUGGCGAUAUUUCGAAGAAAGGAUAAUUUAAAAAUUUGUUUAACAUCAUCAUUAUUGGUAGUUUUUUAGACGAACUAUAAUUUACAAAUCUUUGUAAAUGGCAAAUAAAUUACUUUUUGUUAUACCUAAUUAUAAACAACUUUAAAUAUUGUUACUUCAGUUUGAUAAAAAUUCAUUUGUUUCCCUCAUUACACAAAAUUGUAAGAACUUUAA